This is a messenger RNA of Spodoptera litura, 621 nucleotides long. RefSeq names its product mitochondrial ribosomal protein S18A (gene mRpS18A). Gene Ontology annotation, cellular component: ribosome; mitochondrial small ribosomal subunit. The record is from RefSeq and is a predicted model, not a curated record. Gene Ontology annotation, molecular function: small ribosomal subunit rRNA binding; structural constituent of ribosome. Gene Ontology annotation, biological process: mitochondrial translation. Lineage: Eukaryota; Metazoa; Arthropoda; Insecta; Lepidoptera; Noctuidae.
UACUCAGUAAAAUAAAUAAACAUGGCGGGGUUAGUUCGAGCAGGAUUUUCUUUUGCUAGAAAUGCUGUUUUCUCAACAUCAGUACGUUCCAUAGCAACGACAAAUCCCUUAAAUUUGAAAGAGAUUCGUGAACGUACGGAAGGUUCUUCAAUAGUAAUAGAAGCUGUUAAUGUGCCGUCACCGCGCACUGAGCUCUUGGUUCGCGCAGAGAACCUUCCAAAUCAUGAGCCUGUAGUGAGCCCAUCAGAGAAGCCUCCUUGCUACAUGUGUGCUUUAGGACUAGAUGUGAAACACACGGAUGUUCUUAUCCUGAGUCAGUUUGUGAGGUCAGAUGGUUGCAUGUUACCUCGUAGAAUCACUGGCUUGUGUCGAAGACAACAGAAGAAAAUGGGCAAGUUAGUGACCAUGGCUCAGAAAGCUGGUCUUAUGAUUAACUUGACUCCUGACAACUGCAACAAGGAUCCAAGGAAGAGAAAGGACUAUAAGAAGUUCAACACCUACUUUGAUGAAAGAACAAUAUUUAUGAAAAGAAUUCCGAAACCUGUGGACAGAUUCAAGCGUUAAUUAUACAUUUAUUAUUAAUAUUUGUAAUAUUUGUAAAAUACUAAUAUGUAGAUGUUA